AUGAAAACAAAUAAUUGUUUGAGGAGCGAGUCAUUCGUCAAAACUGUUUCUCUGAAAUCCCCAUAUAUGUUUAUCUAUCUAUCUAUAUAUAGAACCCGCUACCUUUCUAUUUCCCUUCCUCUUUCUCACAUUUUCUGUUAUAUCAAUAACAGCUUGUUGCUCUUCUUCUUCUCUUCUUCUUCUACCUUCUCACUCCAACCACCACAUUUGAUCUAGCUUCUCAUUUCAAUAUAUGGAAACUUUCCUCUUCACCUCAGAAUCUGUCAACGAAGGUCACCCCGACAAGCUGUGUGAUCAGGUUUCAGAUGCCAUCCUUGAUGCAUGUUUGCAGCAAGACCCGGAAAGUAAGGUUGCAUGUGAGACAUGUACAAAGACUAACAUGGUUAUGGUCUUUGGUGAGAUAACAACCAAGGCUACCGUGAACUAUGAGAAAAUAGUUCGAGACACUUGCAGAGGAAUUGGAUUCGUAUCAGCUGAUGUUGGUCUUGAUGCUGAUAAUUGCAAAGUUCUUGUCAACAUUGAACAACAGAGUCCUGAUAUCGCUCAAGGAGUUCAUGGUCACUUGACCAAAAAACCAGAGGAAAUUGGUGCUGGUGACCAAGGUCACAUGUUUGGCUAUGCCACAGAUGAAACACCUGAGCUAAUGCCACUUACUCAUGUGCUUGCUACUAAACUUGGUGCAAAGCUCACUGAAGUUAGAAAGAACAAAACAUGCGCAUGGCUUAGGCCUGAUGGUAAAACCCAAGUUACUGUUGAGUACCAGAAUGAUAACGGAGCCAUGGUCCCAAUCCGUGUGCACACCGUCCUCAUCUCAACUCAGCACGAUGAAACUGUCACAAAUGAAAAAAUUGCUGCAGAUUUAAAAGAGCAUGUGAUUAAACCUGUUAUCCCAGCAAAAUACCUUGAUGACAAGACUAUCUUCCAUCUCAAUCCAUCUGGUCGGUUUGUUAUUGGUGGACCUCAUGGAGAUGCAGGACUCACUGGUAGGAAGAUCAUUAUUGACACCUAUGGUGGCUGGGGUGCUCAUGGAGGAGGUGCCUUCUCUGGCAAGGACCCAACCAAGGUCGAUAGAAGUGGGGCAUAUAUUGUUAGGCAAGCAGCCAAAAGUGUGGUAGCUUCAGGGCUUGCAAGACGUUGCAUUGUGCAGGUUUCUUAUGCAAUUGGAGUCCCAGAGCCACUUUCUGUAUUUGUUGACACAUACAAAACAGGAAAAAUUCCAGACAAGGACAUCUUGGUUCUUAUUAAAGAGCAUUUUGACUUCAGGCCAGGAAUGAUUUCGAAUAAUCUUGACCUCAAAAGAGGUGGCAACUUCAGGUACCAAAAGACUGCUGCUUACGGCCAUUUUGGACGUGAUGAUCCUGAUUUCACCUGGGAGACUGUCAAGAUACUCAAGCCAAAGGCUUGAGUUAGCAAGCUACCAUGGCAUUUUUAGUGGUGGUGGUUAUCAUCGUAGCCAUCUUUCAGAUUUUGAGUGUAAAGAAAAUAAAGGAGCUUCAAUGCCUAUAUUCAUCUCUUAUUUAAGAUACGCUUCAGGGAUUGGAUGCGGAAAGGAAACAGAGAUGAUGAUGUCUUAGUUGGGCACGUUAGCACAACAGGGGCAUGUAGUAUUAGCUACUUCGUUUGUUUUUUUAUUUUACCACUUCAUUUAAAUUUCAUUAUUAUGGGUUGUAUUUUCCUGUCACUCUAUUGAUAGUUUUGCAACCAAACUUGUGUUAUUGGUGUAAACUUAGAUGUUAUUGAUUUGAUAUUAUUAUUUCCC
Medicago truncatula (barrel medic) is the source of this 1759-nucleotide messenger RNA. Its product is annotated as S-adenosylmethionine synthase 3. The record is from RefSeq and is a predicted model, not a curated record. The transcript is spliced from 3 exons. NCBI's taxonomy places the organism in Eukaryota, Viridiplantae, Streptophyta, Magnoliopsida, Fabales, Fabaceae. Gene Ontology annotation, molecular function: ATP binding; methionine adenosyltransferase activity. Gene Ontology annotation, biological process: S-adenosylmethionine biosynthetic process. The coding region runs from base 233 to 1405 and encodes 390 amino acids.